Molecule: messenger RNA, 3165 nt
Organism: Oncorhynchus keta (chum salmon)
Lineage: Eukaryota; Metazoa; Chordata; Actinopteri; Salmoniformes; Salmonidae
Gene: map10
Product: microtubule associated protein 10
Exons: 2
Coding region: 223-3165 (980 amino acids)
Biological process (GO): mitotic spindle midzone assembly; cytoplasmic microtubule organization; positive regulation of cytokinesis
Cellular component (GO): centrosome; mitotic spindle pole; cytoplasmic microtubule
Molecular function (GO): microtubule binding
Source: RefSeq, a predicted model, not a curated record
UAACGUGGUCAGGACUGAAAACUACUAUUCCCAGAAUCCUCUGGCAUCACGUGACAUAAAAGAUGCGUGACGGAGACCAGUUUGUUUCCACGGAGAUGAAGAAGCUUGUGUGUUAUCGGUGCUGACAGGCUAAUUUACGGAUUUUCUCCUCCAUUUCAGCUGUGAUUCUCUCGUAAAUUAUACAAAAACCAAACGUUGUUUUCUUUCUAAGGGGUCUGAUUGAUGUUUAACCAAUUCAUUCAACGAGGGAUCUCCAUUCAGAAUGGUAUCACUGGCAACUCUGGGCUGAGAGUGAAUCUGUCAAAUUCUUGUUGCUCGGACACCUGUCGCAAUGGCACAAUGACAGAGCAAUUAAAUAACAACGAAACUCUCUUUUCUUUCGAACUAUUGGUGGAAUAUAUCAGAAUAGACAAAACCAGAAAAUGUCUAAAUUAUUCAGAUGAAUUAGCCCUCGGUGUGAGACUACUGGACUUCCCAACUCUGCUCAUCUAUCAACCAGAAACGUCUACUCCACUGCGAGAUCAACGGCACCAUGAGGACGAGGACAUCGAGAAGGAAAACCAGCUCUAUCAAGCCCACGACACGUUUAAAUACCCUUUCAACAAAGGCAAGUCGUGUUUGUUCAAAACCCACCUGGACUCCCUCCACACCCACCUAUCUAACACUCCUCUGCAUGCCGUGGUCCUGGAUAUGAGGGGAGAGGUUCCCACGUUGAUAGGCAGCUCGCUGGUGUCUCUGGUCAGGUUGAUAGACUGUAUCAGGUGCGAUGUGGAGGUGCAUGGUAUCUCCUCUCCCUCUUCCCAAGGAGAGAAAGGACUUGUUGAUUUAUUUAAUCUCAUGGGAGAGAAAAUAGGUGUUCUUUCUUUGGGGUAUAAUCUGUUCAGUCUGGGAAGUAGUUCAUUACCACAUAUACCUGAUAACAGGGUAUUGCCAGUUGGUAUUACACACGGGACGGAAUCUAUGAAACCAAUAGAACAUUUACAGGUCGAUCGUGGGAAAGGAACGAUGCAACAUGACAACAGGCCUUCCAAGGUCCUUUAUCAGAAUAUUCAUAUAAAUGACAAGCCCAGUGAGAUAGUGGUGUCGGAAGCACGGCAGACUGUUCCAGUUUCAACUGGCACUCAAACAGAACAUUCUAGAAGCAAGCAGCAUCACCGAACACUCAGAGUGGCUGCUAUCGAUGAGGAGCAUGAUGAGGGAAGCCUCUGUGUUCAGCCCCCACCUCUUUACUACAGCAGUUCUGUAGAACAACAACAGGAAAAUGAACCAGGCCACUACAGGGUGUUAGACAUGGAGUCUCUCAGGGUAGAGGAUCUGGACUUGGGGAAUGAGGAGACACCUGAUGAGACACAGGUUCCUGCUACAGACCACAGGUGUAGACAGAGACAGGAUGUGGUUAUGGAGUCUAGAGGCAGGGAAGAGAGGGGACAGCACCAACCCCAGCAGACGGCAUCUAUCUUAGGGGAGGCUCUGAGACCGUUCCCUCUAUUGAACACCUUGCUAGUUGAGCUCGCCCAGCUGAGUGGACAGAGUCAGACCCAGCUACAGCAGAUCUUUUCAGUCCACCCCAACCUAGCAUGGAUCUACAGGCCACUGACAGAGCCUUCUAAUGGACAGGCGGACUGGCCUCAGUCCCAGGGCCCACGAGACACCACAACAUCACCACAGAGAGGCAGGCAGUCUCCUUGCCCAGUGGUUCCUGAACUAUGGGUCGGACCUAGCCCCAGAGUGAAGAACAGGCCUCUUCAGGAACAAUGCAGCACUACCACACACACUUCUAUCAGAAAAACAAACGGGGAGAAUACAAUGAGUGGCAAUACAGUGUCCAAGUCCUCUCCCAAGAAGAAGUUAGGUUUUGGAAUGACAAAAACGUUCCGCCUAAGAAUGAAGCCGGUUCAACCUUGUGGGAUGAAAUGCCACCUCCAUGAGUGCAGAAAGCAACAGACAGACAAACAGACACUCAAGACCAAGGGUCAUAGCAGGAAGUCCAAUAACACUAACAGACAAACGGAUAAACCUAUAGAUGGGAGGAAGCUACUCAAUAGGAAUGAUAUUCUAAAUGAGGACAUUGCGACUUCGAUAAGUAGCCUAGACAGAGACCGUGGACGGCAGGGAAACAUCUCAACAGGAACCCAGCAGGAACUAACAAACACAUUCACAACUAGUGUCAAUGCAGAGGAUUUUUACUGUAAGAGAGAUGACUCCUCCCAAAGAUUACCAAAACAGAAACCAUCGUCCCAUUCCAAGCAGGACAGUCACAGUAAACUGUGGGUGCAUAUUCCCAGUGUUGAUCACACAGAGGAGGUGUUACGGAGUGGAGAGUACGACCAUGCUGACUCUGACAGCGGAGGAGACGGGGAUGAGACUCCAAGAGGCUCCAAACCCAGACCACACCUUUUAGACUCUGGCCACAAGCCCCACAUGUCAGACACCAGAAGAAGCCCCAGACUCAAACACCCCCACUCAGCCUCCAGCAGUGAUAGGUUGGACAGUGUGGGGGCAGUAGAAUACCUGGAUGACUUCAGCAGUCUAGACCCUACUGAUGGUGACGGGUUCUCACCUUCAACUGACCUUCUCAGUAGCCCUGAACCUGUUUCAGGUAGGACUAGGGGGAGGAGCCCCGAGCCUGUUGGAGGUGGGAAGAGUAGGGGGAGUAGCCCUGAGCCUGUUUCAGGUAGGACUAGGUGGAGGAGCCCUGAGCCUGUUGGAGGUCGGAAGAGUAGGGGGAGUAGCCCUGAGCCUGUUGGGGGUGGGAAGAUUAGGGGGAGGAGCCCUGAACCUGUUGGGGGUGGGAAGACUAGGGGGAGGAGCCCUGAACCUGUUUCAGGUAGGACUAGGGGGAGGAGCCCUGAGCCUGUUGGGGGUGGGAGGAUUAGGGGGAGGAGCCCUGAGCCUGUUGGGGGUGAGAAGACUAGGGGGAGGAGCCCUGAGCCUGUUGGGGGUGAGAAGACUAGGGGGAGGAGCCCUGAGCCUGUUGGGGGUGGGAAGACUAGGGGAGGAGCCCUGAGCCUGUUGGGGGUGGGACCAGGGACAAGAGGAGGAGCCGAGUGUCAGGUGACCAUAACUCUGACGGCUCCAGUGUCUCAGAGAGAAGCCAGAGAAGAAGAGUGGCUCCGCCUCUUCCUGUUCCUGUUAAAGCUGAGACGUCUCCCCAGCGCUCCCUGA